Messenger RNA from Cuscuta epithymum, 992 nucleotides. NCBI's taxonomy places the organism in Eukaryota, Viridiplantae, Streptophyta, Magnoliopsida, Solanales, Convolvulaceae. The record is from the annotation of a GenBank genome assembly.
GAACUCCAUAAAUUUCAGCAGAAUCAGCCAAAUCAGCCGAUUUUCAUGAUGCCAAACAGGCUCUAAGAAUUAUACGUUUUAAACUAACUUUACAUCAACAUUGUCCUAUCUAUGUAUACCAUUACAUAUACAAUAACACAAACAUCAUGAGUGAUACCAUCACUAAUUAUGAUCUAACUAUGGUAUCUGUGUCCAACCAUUCUUAUUGUACACUAUCCUAUACCCACCAUGUCUGUGAAGAUUUUUUUGUCUAUGAAUACGAUUCAUAGACAAAAUAAUUUGCACAGACAAUUGUCUAUGAACGGGAUUCACAGACAAAAAUAAAACCUUGCACAAACAUGAUGGGGUACAAAAGUAAAUAUAAGGGUGAGUAUAACCUUUUUUUUUUAUCUGUGUCACAUAAAUCUUUCAGUUUUCCUCAUUUGAGAGAAAAUAUUAUUCCACCGGGAGAGAUAUCCGAGAAUGGGACUUGAAGACUUGAAGCCAUGCCACUCCAACGUGAUUUUUACUACUCCGUAUAUCAACUCCACCUUUCACCACACUGCCUCUCUUCAUUUUUCAUCUUCUUCCUCUCAAUUACCACAAUUCAAACUCUCCGAUCAUCCCUAACCAAUGGCCUCAUCUUCCGAACCCUUCUUCUCCUUCAUCAGCGCUUUCACCUUCACAGCAAGAAGAUUUUCAGCUUCCGCUGCCGGUUCAGCUACUAAAUCGGCGGCAGCGACGUCCGAGAAGGCGAGAACCCCCCAAAACCGGGAGGAAAUCGAAAUCCAGAGGAGGACUCACAUUUCCGUCGAGCGGAACCGCCGGAAACAGAUGAAUGAGUUCCUGGCGGUCCUCCGGGGGCUUUUGCCGGAAUCGUAUGUCCAAAGGGUCUCUCUCUGCUUUUUAUGCACUUUCUCCGGCGUUUUUUGUGAGAAUUUGAGUUUGCAUUUCACAUUUUCAUAUCAAUCUGAGCUUCUAGCCUUCUACCUCAUUUGAGAAAUUAUAUUAUC